AUGACAACACCAGUCACCGAAUUGAUGGACAUGCGCGAAUCCAUCAAAACACGGCUUAGAAACAUCCACGGACUUUUCUUCUUCGACAAGGUGCCAAUGACCGGCCGCAACAAGCGCGACGACGAUAUAAUCGAUGCCCUGCAUGCCCAUGCCCCGUCCGGUCCUGUGGCAGCAGAGAGCAGUCUGGCCCAUCUGAUGCUUGCAAGCAACUGCUCGUGGGCCACACUUACUACAAAAGGACCGGAUGAAUACUGGAAGGGCGUUGGCCGCGUCAAAGGAGGCCAGAUUCCGCUCAGUAUCACCAGAGAUCUAAUUCUUGCGUUUGUCCGGGCCAGAGACCGAUAUCUUCACUGCUUCCCGCACAAAGCACCUCGUGAUGUCAACAGCUUACUAGUCGCUUACACACAACACCUGCUAGAAAGGUUUCAGGCUUUGGGAGCGACGAUGAUUCUAGGCUCACCUGUCAAUUGGUGCCUCUCUGCGGAGGACAUUGAGGUAGCGGAAUCGCUGGCUCCACGAGGACCGGCCAAGCAGCUGUCACGAAACAAGUUCGAGCUGUCAUCAUCUGCCAGAAAUUUGCUCGUGCCGGCCAGAUGUCUUAGCCCGAUUGGGAAGUUCAAGAACGACUUGAUGGGGCUCGCGCAGGAGAUAAUACAGCAGCCGCCUUGGCAGCGAGAGCUCACGCCGCAGUAG
Beauveria bassiana ARSEF 2860 is the source of this 693-nucleotide messenger RNA. RefSeq lists its product as uncharacterized. Bases 1 to 693 code for a protein of 230 amino acids. Lineage: Eukaryota; Fungi; Ascomycota; Sordariomycetes; Hypocreales; Cordycipitaceae. The transcript has a single exon. The record is from RefSeq and is a predicted model, not a curated record.